AUGUGUGAUGGGGGGGGGUGUAUCGACCCGGGCUUUCGGGGGGGACCCAUGGGAGACUGCGACGCUGUCCUGUCACAUCAUUACCACCGUAAGUACCACCGUAAGUACCACCGUAAGUACCACCGUAAGUACCACCGUAAGUACCACCGUAAGUACCACCGUAAGUACCACCGUAAGUACCACCGUAAGUACCACCGUAAGUACCACCGUAAGUACCACCGUAAGUACCACCGUAAGUACCCCUGUAAGUACCACCGUAAGUACCACCGUAAGUACCACCGUAAGUACCACCGUAAGUACCACCGUAAGUACCACCGUAAGUACCACUGUAAGUACCACUGUAAGUACCACCGUAAGUACCACCGUAAGUACCACCGUAAGUACCACUGUAAGUACCUAGAAGUACCACUGGGCGCCUCACAGGGACAGACCUCCUCACAGGGACAGCCCGCCUCACAGGGACAGGCCGCCUCGCAGGGACAGGCCGCCUCACAGGGACAGGCCGCCUCGCAGGGACAGGCCGCCUCGCAGGGACAGGCCGCCUCACAGGGACAGGCCGCCUCACAGGGACAGCCCGCCUCACAGGGACAGCCCGCCUCACAGGGACAGCCCGCCUCGCUGGGACAGGCCGCCUCACAGGGACAGCCCGCCUCACAGGGACAGGCCGCCUCACAGGGACAGGUCGCCUCACAGGUACAGCUCGUCUCACUGGGACAGGCCGCCUCACAGGGACAGGCCGCCUCACAGGUACAGCCCGCCUCACUGGGACAGGCCGCCUCACAGGGACAGGCCGCCUCACAGGGACAGGCCGCCUCACAGGGACAGGCCGCCUCACAGGGACAGGCCGCCUUGCUGACUUUGCUCCAAGCUUCUGCACUUUUACUUUGUUACUUUGACAUUGACUUUGCACAGUAUCCAUCGUGGUGUGUCUCCGGAGGCGGACCCCGGGGUCAGGGAACGUAA
This is a messenger RNA of Knipowitschia caucasica, 963 nucleotides long. The record is from the annotation of a GenBank genome assembly. Lineage: Eukaryota; Metazoa; Chordata; Actinopteri; Gobiiformes; Gobiidae.